CCCUGCUUUGAAUGAAUGUAAAUGAUCUUUCAUUCUUUGCUGUUUUGCUUCUACCCAUCAUAAAGGCCCCGGAGUCUUAACAAUAGCUUCUAAUUCCCAGUCUAUGAGGAAACCGAAGUAUUUCCAACAGCUCAGCCAUUCUCUGAUAUUCUAGGCCCAAAUGUGAUAGAAGUGGGAUUCUAACCCAUGUUUGGUGGUGGGGGAGGUGGGCACUGAUGGUCCUCAGUGUCCUCCAGCUCCAGUUUCUGCUGUAGAAGGCUGACACCAGGGAUUGGGAAUAUUUGUAUGAAAAAAAAAUGUUCUACUGCCUGCCCUAAACUGAUGCAAAAUCCCGUCUUUGUCCUCAUUUUCUUCACAGCUAGCAACAGUCCCUCUUCACCUGGUGCUUGGCUUCCUCCUUCAAGGAUCCACUAUUGGGCAAGACUGACUACAACCCAUGACAUGCAGCCAACACUCUCUGUCUCCCACUCCCUGCUUCCUGCAGGCUGGGUUCAUCUGGUGCAGUGCUGCACAUGCAAUCACACACGUUUAUUGUCUACUUCUAUUAGUAGUGCUUCUCUGGGAGUGCAGACAUGACUCGGUAGGUAAAGUUCUUGUUUCACAAGCAUGAAGACCUGAAUUUGGAGCCCCAGAACCCACAUAAAAGCUGAACACACUGAGAGGGAGGCAAAGACAGGAGAAUCCCAGGAACUUGCUGGCCAGACAGUCAACCCUGAACAGCAACUCUGGGUUCAAUGAGAGACCCUGUCUCAAAAAAUAAGAUGGAGAGUGAUGUAGAGGAAGACGCCCAACUUGUAACUUCCAGACUUAUGCGUGGAUAAAUACCUGUGUGCAUGUGUGCACAUGCACGUGUGUGAAUAUGUGCACAUACAUGUGUGUGAACACACACACACACACACACAUACACUGAACAUAUAAUGUUUUCCCACCACUUGUGGUCUUAUUCCCAGAUCUAUAUCAUGCACAGCAGGUACCUUACACAAUUUGAAGUAGAAGGAGGGGCUGGGGAUUUAGCUCAGUGGUAGAGCGCUUACCUAGGAAGCGCAAGGCCCUGGGUUCGGUCCCCAGCUCCGAAAAAAAGAACCAAAAAAAAAAAAAAAAAAAAAGUAGAAGGAAAUCAGAAUGGAACUUCCCCACCAAGACACAAAAGCCCCUGGGAGGGCAAGAUACAGUGAAUAUAAAUCCAGGACUCUGUUCACAGGGGCAGUGCUGUGACUGUACUUUGUGUCUGCUUGUCCACUGAGGCAAAGACUGGAGGUUAGGAGAAAAGAGGUCACAGUCAUCAGCUCAUCUGCUGGCCCAGAGAUCAUGGAAACCCUGCCUGAUCCUCACCAGGCUGCCACCAUAGCUUCCUGCUAAUGAAUCUAGUCAGACCUACCAGAAUCUACCAGUGCAGAGGUAAUAGGACUCCUGUGGGCCGCAGGCAUCGGGGAGGGUGUGAGUACAGGCAAAUGAGCUGUAUCACGCACAGAUAUAAAGGACUGCAGCCAUCAGGGCUUACUUAUCACCAGUGCUCACCGGGAUGGAGGGCGGCCCGGAGCAGUUCCAUCAGGGCAAGGCACUAGAAGAGGCAGGAAAUGGGCAGGCCUUGGCAGAAAUCCAGGAGCUGGCUCUGAAGUGGUUCAUGGAAACACAGGCCCCCUCUAUCCUACAGAAUGGAGCUCUGCCCCCCUGGUUCCAUGGAUUCAUCACUCGCAAGCAGACAGAGCAGCUACUCAGGGACAAAGCUCUUGGUUCCUUCCUCAUUCGCCUCAGUGACCGGGCUGCCGGCUACAUCUUAUCUUACAGGGGUAGUGAUCGCUGCCGCCAUUUUGUCAUCAACCAGCUGCGAAAUCGACGUUACCUUGUCUCAGGAGACACCCUCAGCCACAGCACCCUGGAUGAGCUCCUACGCCAUUACCAGGAGGUGCAGCUUGAGCCUUUUGGAGAGACCCUUGCUGCUGCUUGCCCACGGCUCGAGGAAAAUGAUCUAUACGACGCCAUCAACACGGGCCUCCAGCAGACUAAUCUAGGCCUGGAAAUUCCAGCUAUGGAACUUCCCAGCAUGCUCCCUGACAAGGUUACCAGCCCCUGCCUUCCUGCAAAGCCCCAGGUCUCCUUCCUGCACACCAAGAAAGCCCUAGAUGCGAGUUCCAGAACUGGCUCGAAUGAGGAGAGUACAGAGGUACCCACUAGAGUGCCCCCCAUUCCCCAGAAGAGUCCCUCUCUUCUGGAUGACUCUUCUGCAGGCCCCAGUGGUAUCGUCUACUCAGAACUGAAGAAGAUGAACCGGGCACAGCUAGGCCCAGGUACAGAGGUCUGGGGCAGGCACAGGCCAGCUCCUGCUGGCAACUUGGCUUCAUCCCCAGGCAGGGAGCCCUCAAGGAAACUCUCAGAUGAAGAUCAAAACAAGCCCAAUAGCCCAGAACCUGCCCCCUCUGGGGAGAAGCCAGACCAAGGCUCCACAAUGCCUUAUACUUCCUUAGGAUUUCCCCUGCCUCCCAAUUCUGAGGCCCAAGGAUCUCGGGCUACUACUUGGAGGCAAGGCUUUCUAAAGCUGAGCCACGAGGCACAGUCCUCCUCUGAAGCCAGCUCUGCAGACACCUACCAGCUUGCUGAGACAUCAGGCCUACGACAAGAGGGUAGGGACAAACCAGACCAAAGAGGCAGUACUUACGAGCAGAUUCCGUCCUGCUGGCAUAGCGCCGCCAAGCUCCCAUGCCCUGGAGUUAGUCCGACAUACAGCCAACUAUCGGGGCCAAUGGACUAUGGCUAUGAGAAGAUUCCGGGGACCCCGCAGCUUCCAGAGCCAGGGAACACCUAUGAGCAAAUCCCAGCUGCCAAGAACAAGGACACUGGACGAGUGCACAAGCCUGACAAGUUCCGGAGGCUCUUCUUCACAGACAAGAAGCAUAAAUCCUGAGGAAAGGCCUGGCAUUCAGAGGGUUUAGUGGUAGCCACACUGCACCAGGGAUUACUGGAUACCCUCAGCUCAUCGGCUACGGAACUAGGCUCCAAGAUGCAGCCCGGGUACCUAUCCAGGAAGGCCUGGGAGAGACCUUGCAGCAGCCUGCAACUCCUGGAUGUCUCUUCAAUGCUGUCCAUCCACAUAAUGAAGGGAUAAGGCCAGUAAGGGUGGGGACUAACUAAAGGAAGGGUUGGAUGAACAUGGGAAGGCCUGGACUGAUCGAUCAAGCUGGCUUCAUGCUCCAGACGCUUAACAAGUAUGUAGCAGGCCCCUGUCCAAGACAGACACUUUCCUGACGGGCUAAAUGACAUCAUGCUAUUACUUCUGAGAACGAAAGCAGUUCCCUUCCUCACAGCCUUGCCAGAGGAGAUGGCCGGGAGCCACAUCCUCUGCACCCAUCCCAGAAGGAUUCGAUCCAGAAGCUUGGGAUGCAGCAGCCCAGGUCCAACCUCAGAAGCCAUGGUUCUAACCCAAUAUCAGGCUGGGCUCCUGGGAACCGACCCCAGCCCUUCCUUCCCCACUCCACCAUCUUUAUCCUAGAUUCACUGUGCAAACUCCUAGCUUUUGCUACAGAAACCUGUUCAAAGACAUAGCUAGUGAGGGUCUGAACAGAGACCCCCUCAAUAAGGCAAGCUUAACCUUGGAUGUACUGCUAGGUAGCAUCUGGUAGCCAGUUAGGGGACAUCUGAUGCUAUGCUGAUGUGAGCAGGUCACCCCUUCCUGCCCUCUGUCUCCGGCCGGUCCUGACCUUUGGAGCAACUCAGAUUCCUCCCAUGCAACCUACCAUGAACCUGGUGGCUUCACCUCCAGGGACUUCUGGGAGUAGGGCUCUGCUCAGUCACCAGGUCGGGACUAGAAAAUUCUUGCUCAAGCUGUUCCCUUGGCCAAGCUGGCUCUUCCGGGAAUUGUCCUGUUUUAUACUGCUCCCCUUCACCCAUGUGUCCCCAAACCCAUAGCGUCAGCAACUGCUCUGUUGCCUUCUCUUUUUUUUUUGGUUCUUUUUUUCGGAGCUGGGGACCGAACCCAGGGCCUUGCGCUUGCUAGGCAAGCGCUCUACCACUGAGCUAAAUCCCCAGCCCCUGUUGCCUUCUCUUUACCUUGUCUUUACAAGCUGGAGGCAGGAACCAAAACCACAGUCCCCUCCCCACCUGCCUCCACCCAGGCCCUGGGCAGAACUGGCUCAGUGCGCACCGGGGAAAGCCACUCCUUGGUAGAUUAUUUGGUCAGUGUGCUUGUCCCUCUGAACUCUAGAAGUCCCUAUCUCCUAGGGGUGCUGGUGAAAGGUUUAAGAAUAGCAGGAAAACCCCAAGCCUAACAAUGGUGAGCUCCCUGCUGGUAGACAAAUCCAUUACUAGGGAAAUGGAAACAACCCUCACCCAACAUCCAGAAGCCAAUAUUAGCAACUGACACUGAUGCCGACCCUUCCUCUGAGGCGUCAGGGACUGCCUAAAAGAGUGUCACCGAACGUUCCUGACGCUGACAGACACGGAGAGUGCAGGACACAAAAGUGCUUUAUUUCUAGGAAUUCACAAAUCUGAGGUCAGCACACAUCAGUGAUACCACGUCAUCGGGGAUGGGGUGGGGUGGGGUGGAGUAGUGUUCGUGACAUGGGGGCAGAGCCCUUUGGACCUAACUUCGUAUACAACUUCACAUUGGGAAAGCAUGGGGUUGGAGGUGGGUACAGCCCAGCCUUGGCUUUGGUAAAAGAUUGCAUAGAACCCCAGGCUCUGUUUCCUUUGUUUCUUUGUUUGUUUGGUUUUUGCACUUACCCCUGGGUGACUGGAGUGCCUGCCCAGCA
Molecule: messenger RNA, 4745 nt
Organism: Rattus norvegicus (Norway rat)
Lineage: Eukaryota; Metazoa; Chordata; Mammalia; Rodentia; Muridae
Source: RefSeq, a predicted model, not a curated record